CCAGUCUACAGUCAGGACAAUAGUGAUUUCCUAUGCAGCCUUCAGGUCACCAUCUAUUCUGAAGGCAGCAGUCACAGCCAAUUGCAGCUUUUCCCGGUGUCUGACUGUGGAAUGGGCUGUCUCAUCCUCCACUUUAUCAAUGACUAUUUGAGAACAAGCCUGAUACAGAUUUUCACAAUCACUUUCCUCUGAAUAUCUUGCCGAAUCCCUCCUGCCUUCCUGCCGGCGAGAUGUUUCUCAGACGUCUCUAAGCUCCCGGAAACAGUGUGAACGCAGGCAUACAUAGCAUGCAGAUCUGCAGGUUUAUUGAAAACCGAGAGAAGAUGCUGCGACAUUGCCCAGGUGACGUACCAGGUGGCAAAGUCACCCAAGACCAUUCUUCCGGCUGCAGGCACCCACCUUCCCUUUUAACCCCGAACGAGAGCAAAGACAAGAUUCUGUCCACCGUUAACGUGCACAGGUGCGCAAGGCAGAACCGAGACAUGAAAGAAGAGCAGCAGCAGCUCAGGCGGAAGAUAAACAGCAGGGAAAGGAAGAGAAUGCAAGACCUCAACCUUGCCAUGGACGCUUUAAGAGAAGUCAUCAUGCCCUACUCUGCCACCCAUUGCCAGAGCUCUCCGGGACGAAAGCUUUCUAAGAUUGCCACCCUACUGUUGGCCAGGAACUACAUCCUACUACUGGGAAGUUCUCUCCAAGAAUUACGGAGGAUCAUUGGGGACAUGAGUGGCCCUGGACCCAGGUUGCUCCUGGCAGGCUUGCCCUUAUUUGCUGCCCCAGGAUCAGUGUUCUUCUCACCAAGUUCUGGUGGGACCCUUGGAGACCCCCAACACCCUGCCAAGUUACACUCGCUUUCCCUGGAGGAACAGCAAUGCUCAGCGUUUAGCGUACCGGGGGGGAGUAGUCUAUGUACCUGCGCCGGUUGUAGGUUCACCCACUUCAUUCCAACCAGCCUCAACAUGAAAGCCAUACAGCUAUCCAAAUAGAGCAAAAAAAAGGGGCACGAGAGCUGGUAAAAGAGGUGGACAAAACUUUGUAGUGAUGGACAUAUGUCAAAGUCAAUGAUGGAAAGACGUCGCAAGAAUUGAUUACCGAAAUGGGUGAUUAUACUACAGACCACCGCAGACCUCCAGAUGUUGCAAAACUACAACUACCAGCAUGCCCGGACAGCCGUUGGCUGUCCGGGCAUGCUGGUAGUUGUAGUUUUGCAUCAUCUGGAAGUCCACAGUUUGGAGAGCACUGCUAUUGCUAAUAUCGGUAUUGCUGUCACUAAAAAAGAAAUGUUUAUAUUCUUUAUAUACCACGUAAAUUCUUUGGACUUUUCAAAACCUCUGCUUGCUGUCACCUAAUGGGAACCUUCCUGUUUACUUCUAGCGCAUAUCUGUUCUCUACUAGUGUUGCCCGCGAAUAUUCGCAAUGCGAAUUUUAUUCGCCAAUGGGCGAUAUCCGCGAAUAAAAUUCGCAUUGCGAAUAUUCGUGAGCAACACAAUAUCCGCGACUAUUGCACUAUAUAUUCGCAAUGAUGAAUAUUCGUUUUAUUUAUUUAUUUUUUUCACAGUACACAUCACAGUGAUCAUCCCUCUCUGCUUCCAGCUUGUGUGGUGUAAAGAAGGCACUGAUACUACUGUGUGAGACUGGCGUGUGAAUUUUCGCAUAUGCGAAUUUUUCGCAUAUGCGAAAAUAAAACGUGAGUAUUACGAAUAUGCGAAUUUAGCGAAUAGAUGAUGAAUAUUUGUCCAUAUAUUCGCAAAAUAUCGCGAAUUCGAAUAUGGCCUAUGCCGCUCAACACUAUUCUCUACCCUCAGUGCCCCAAAUGAUGCUUCUCUUGGUGCAUGGCAUAACAUGACAGGGGAAUUGGGUAAAAGCAGGUAGGUAGGUCCUCAGUGGGUAGGGAAUUCCUCCGCAUCAGGUAGAUCCCCCAGUAGGUAGGAAAUUUACCCCCAUUGGUAGAUGGUAAAUAAUUCCCACCCCCAUUAUGUAGAUGCCCCCAGUAGGUAGGCAUUUUGUCUAUUGGGUAGAAGCCCCCAGUAGGUAGGUAAUUACCCUAUUUGGAAGAACCCCCAUUGUCAUGUGAUGGACAACUCAAGCUGUUGAAUGUCAGCAAGCAGAGAUCUUGAAAACAGUAAGUAAUGGAUACAAACAAUAUAUUGGAAAAUUGUUUGACUUCUUAUAAUACAAAGAAUAACCUUUAGUUGCUUA
Messenger RNA from Hyla sarda, 2196 nucleotides. It is a transcript of the gene OLIG1, whose product is annotated as oligodendrocyte transcription factor 1. The coding region runs from base 288 to 983 and encodes 231 amino acids. The transcript has a single exon. Gene Ontology annotation, molecular function: protein dimerization activity. The record is from RefSeq and is a predicted model, not a curated record. NCBI's taxonomy places the organism in Eukaryota, Metazoa, Chordata, Amphibia, Anura, Hylidae.